Messenger RNA from Purpureocillium lilacinum, 1200 nucleotides. The record is from RefSeq and is a predicted model, not a curated record. Lineage: Eukaryota; Fungi; Ascomycota; Sordariomycetes; Hypocreales; Ophiocordycipitaceae.
AUGAGCUUGGCCGCAAAUGCGGGGUCCGUGGUGGGGCCGCGGGGUAGCCUGACGCCGACGGGGCGUCGGGUCGUGAAGCGGAAAAUCGACGAUUCGGGGAAUGAAUCGAGUCGGAACGGCCGGUAUGCGACGCGAACGACUGCGAAAGCGACGCUGGCGAAGGAGGGCAAUUGCGCGACCGAUGCGAGGAGUGGAGCCAGCGACGGUGUUGAGGUGCCGGCGGCGGUCCAGCACGUUUCGGAGCUUCUGGGCGAUUGCCGCGCCGAGUUCGCGGGGUUCAAGCAAAUGAUCCGUGGUCAGAGCGAGCUGAUCCGCACUCAGCAAGAGACUAUUCAAAACCUGAAGGAGACGGCCGAGGAGCAGAGAAGCUUACUUUGGGAUCUGAAAGUCGCGCUGGAAGAGACGAAACAACAUAUGGGCCUGGAGCUGAAGCGGCUGAGCGACAAACUGGAAGCCAUCACGGCGCGCCCAUCCGUUACCCCGCCGCGAUCUUUCGCCGAGGUGGCGGGGUCGCAGCAGCCGUCGCAGCCCGCAACCGUGAGCAAGACGGCGGCCGCCCCUCUCGCCGAUUCGCUCUAUUGCACGAUCGACACGUCGCGAGUGGAAGAAGCGAACAGAGACCACGUGCAGGUGGGCGCUAUCCGACAUGCCAUCGAAGGAGAGAUGAGGGCCACAGAUGAUCAGGCAACUUGGUGGUGCGCGGCGGUCGUGAGGGACGCCCGGGCAGCGGAGCGCAUUAAAGUAAUCUGCAGAAACGAAAACGAACUGAAGACAGCCAUCGUGGGUGCAAGAGUCAUGAGGGACCAGCUCUACCCAGUGAAGGUGGACAAUGCGAACAGGACCAUGGUGGUGGAUGCAGAAGGGAAUGUGCUGCCGGGAGCAGCCGAAGCUCUUGGGGCGGAGAACAAUGUCAACAUCGCCAAGGUGUCUUGGCUGAGCAACAAGCAAUCGGGAAAAGCCUACGGUUCGAUGGUGGUCUAUGUCACCAAGGAAAGCGACGCGAGACGGCUCAUCGACGGCCACUACUUUGACCUGGCCGGCGAAUCGGCAAUCACAAACGUGUUUGAGCGACGGACGGGGCCCGUGCAGUGCUACAACUGUCAGGCCAUCGGUCACAAGUCGUUCCAGUGCAAGAACGCGCAAGUCUGCGGAAGAUGCGCGAUGCCGGAAGCGAACUGCAUCGUGGACACGGGACCCUAA